Molecule: messenger RNA, 6143 nt
Organism: Caenorhabditis auriculariae
Lineage: Eukaryota; Metazoa; Nematoda; Chromadorea; Rhabditida; Rhabditidae
Source: the annotation of a GenBank genome assembly
AUGGCCUCUGUUCCUCAUUUUGUUCUAUAUGAGCAUGCAGUGGGGUACUCUCUUCUUAAAGUAAAGGAAUUCGAAGACAGUGGCCUCAUAAUCCCGGAGGUUUCCAGAUAGUUUUUUGUAAAAGUAGAUUCAAUACUUAUAGGUCGAAAGUGCACUGGGAGACGCUCAAAAGUUUUGCUCAUUAGUUCAGCUCACAGCUUUCGAUCCUUUUAAAAAUACCGAAGCUGCUUUGGAAAAUUGCAAUUCUAUUUCCGAAGGUUUGUUUCAGUUGUUCAUUCAGAUAAAUAUUUUUUUGUUAUUCAAGGACUUGCGCACCCCGAUUUGGUCAACUUCCUAGAGCGCGCGCUUCCUAAGAAGAAAAAAGGAGUUCUGCUAGGGAUCAAUGACUCGAAGCUUGCGGGGUCUUUGACCGAAGCUUUCCCCGGAAUCAACCUCCAGUUUGGUGGUGUGGUUACUGAGGUUAGUUGAUCGCCUCACCGUAUGUGAUGAAAUCAACUUUCCAAUGACGAAUGCCAUACAUUUUUGAGUUCAGAUCCUACGCGGUAUUCGCGUUCAUUUCGAAAAACUAGCCAAAAGUUUGCCUCAUCAUUCGCUUUCAAAAGCACAACUUUCACUCGGUCAUAGCUAUUCUCGCUCAAAGGUUGUUGAUCAGAUCCUGAUGCGCGUUAAUCGUGAUUUUAGGUGAAAUUCGAUGUUCAUCGGGUGGACAACAUGGUUAUUCAAUCCAUCGCUUUGCUUGAUCAAUUGGAUAAGGACAUCAACUUGUUUGGAAUGAGAAUUCGUGAAUGGUGUGUUUUAAACUUAAUGAAUCUUGUAAAAUGGGUUUAUAAAAAAAUCUUGUGUUCAGAAAGAGCAGAAGUUUUUGAUAGCUUGAAAUGAAAUAUAAAGCGGUAAUUUGUUUUGUGAUAAUUAACUGAAAUAAACUCGUUCCAACACCAGAGCUGAUGGUACGACAAAAUCUCAAGUCCGCAAAUCUCGAGGACCGUAAUCUUGUGUACGCAGAUCUAAAGUCCCAUAAUCUUGGAAACCAAAAUCUUGGAGACCAAAAUCUUGGAAACCACAAUCUUGGAAAGCAAAAAUCUUCCCUUUUAGUCUUCUUUAUUGCACUUUAUCUACUUAUAUUCUCUUGUUUGGAUCACCGAAUACAAUUUCUGAAAAAAUCUGUUCGCAAAAGCGUUGAUUUUUGCUUUCCAAGAUUGUGGUUUCCAAGAUUUUGGUUUCCAAGAUUAUGGGACUUUAGAUCUGCGUACACAAGAUUACGGUCCUCGAGAUUUGCGGACUUGAGAUUUUGUCGUACCAUCCCAGAGCUAUAGCUUCAAGAAAUGAAAGACUCCUAGUAAAAAAAAUUAUUUUUGAUGGAUUUUUUAAAGGUAUUCUUACCACUUCCCAGAGCUUGUGAAGCUUGUUCCCGAUCAAUACAAGUACUCUAGAAUGGCGGUGACUAUUCUUGACAGAAACAAGAUGGGCGAGAACGACAACAUAACUGCUGAGAUAUCAGGUUUUUAUGAAUUAUUAUAUAAACUUGGUCAAUCGGUGAUCGUUUAUUAGCUAACGAUGGGAAAUAGCUGCCGGGUAGCACACGCAGGACUACCUGGUAGCAAUAGCAAAUGCCAGGUGGAACAGCGAUGUUAUCCAGGUGUCAUUCUAUAUACAACUAAUAAACGACGGUUGAUUCGGAAAAAUCUAUCCGGUAGCAUUUCCCGAUUGACCUAUGGUGUUUAAACUUCAUUCAAAAUUUCCUUGCUUAUUAAGCCGGGGCUUUGACCUACAUGUCUUUCUGCCUAGUAAAACGCAAGGAAUAUUAAAGAGACCGCCAGACACCGAAAAUAUUUUGAUAUUUCCGGUCGAAGCGUAUCCCACAUUCAAAAUUGUUAACUUAUUCUUCAAGAAAUACUGGACGAAGAUGAAGAAAAGACAGCUCAAGUCCUAGAAGCUGCCCGUACAUCUAUGGGAAUGGACAUCUCUGAGCUUGAUCUUAUGAACAUCAAAAGGUAUUUUUUCCAUGCUAUCUUGUUUUGAUUUUUCUAUUCAGAUUCGCUGGAAGAGUGGCUGCACUGAUGGAGUACAGACAACAACUUCACGAGUACAUCAAGGAUCGUAUGGACCACUGUGCGCCAUCUCUUUCUGCACUUAUCGGAGAACAGGUUGGAAAUUAAUCAGUUUUGACAUGAAAAGAUCAGAAAUGCGAGUUGUCCAGCCCUUCUAGCACAUUUUAUGCCGUCAGAGAUCGUUUUAUUUAUUUCACCAAUUUUCAGGUUGGAGCUAGAUUGAUCUCGCACGCAGGAUCGUUAACCAACCUGGCCAAAUAUCCGGCAUCCACUGUUCAAAUUUUGGGAGCUGAAAAAGCGUUAUUCCGAGCUUUGAAGACACGCUGUGAGUUUCUCUCUUUUGAUUACCGGUAUAGAUGUUAUGAGCAUGUGAUUAAUGCGACUUUUUUCGGUAGCUCAGUCGUUUCGCUUGCAUGCUAUAUCAUUUCCUUGUUAAUUCAAAUUUUUGUUCAAUUGCGCCAAAAAAGAAUUACCAUUGACACACGUUUUACAGCUAAUACUCCAAAGUAUGGUCUACUUUUCCAUUCGAGCUUCAUCGGUAGAGCUGGUCCGAAAAACAAAGGUCGUAUUUCGCGAUUUUUGGCCAAUAAGUGUUCUAUUGCGGCUCGUGUCGAUUGCUUUUCAGAUGUAAGUAGUAAAAAUAAACUUUUAGUCGCAAAGUCUCGUAUCUCUAGGUACCAGUCGGCACGCACGGCGAAUAUAUGAAAAGUCAAGUCGAAGAGCGUUUGGCAUAUUUUGCCAGUGGAACUAUACCUAAGAAGAACAUUGAAGUCAUGAAAGAAGCCGAAGAAGCAGCGGUUAGUGUUCGUGAAAAGGUGAAUAUAUAUAUUUUUUUUUGGAUUUUCAUAUUCAAUUUUGAGGUUCUCAAAAAAAGAAAGAAGGCAGCCAAAAAGGCUAAGCGCAUACUUGAAGCCGAGUCUGAAGAGAAAAAUGAUGACGAGCCGGAAAUGAAAAAGCAGAAAAUGGAAGAAGAAGAAGACGAUGAAGCUGAAACACCGAAACCGAAAAAGAAGAAGAAGAAGAGUAAAGCUACUGAUGAAUAAUUGUUGACGAUGUAAUUUUUUUUUUGUUGCACUUUGUUGAUCUUUCUGUUACAAUUGUUGAAAUACACGUUUUGUUGAUCGAAAUUCUUCUAUCAAUGCAAGAAAAAUUAAUUCAAAAGUAUGAAAAGUUUUUCUGAUCUCUCAAAUGAGACUCUUAUGCCGUGUUCAAUUUGAUUCCGCGAAAUUCAAAAUACCCGUUAGAGAAAAGAAAAGAUCUCUAGAUUUUGAGUCAGAGGUCAUUUUGCAUUUUGCGGAAUCAAAUUGAACACGGCAUAAAAGUUUACAGCGGCUGAAUUUCUUGAAAAGUGUUUAUUCAACGAUAUAAUCUGCUUCCACUUGUAAAAAAGUUUUUUAUUAGUUUGUAGACCGAAGUUGGGUAAAGAGCAGAGCUGUGCGCGAGUAUGGCCGAUUUGUAGGCUGGUCCCAACGCACGACCCAGCUAUAUCCCCUGGCCAAAACCACGACGCAUAUAGCCCGUUCACGGCUGGCUUGGGACAGCGAACGGCCGGUUUAACUUGCGCGGCGAUGGCAGAUCAUGGCGGUCAUACAUGCGCAUGUAAUAAGAGCCUCAUUUGGUGAAUUAUUUCUGUUUCUAUUGAAUUUAUAUUAUUUGUACAUUCAUUUAAUUGAUUUUUAGAUUUUCUUAAAUCGACGAAUAAUAAGAGAAAAAUAAAUAAGUCAUAAAAUGGGACUCUUAUGGAAGGCACAUAGAUUGUCGCCAUGAUCUACCUUUGCCGCCAAAAUUAAACCGCCCGUUCGCUGUCCCAAGCCAGCCGUGAACGGGCUAUAUGGCCAUGCUUCGGCUGGCUUCUGCUGGCCCACACACACCUCUGGUAAAGGGUAAGUCCAAAACUAAGAUUUUCUGAUAUUACUGGACUCUACGUUUUUCUUUCCGCCAAAAAGACCGUAUACCAAAUUAGAUCAAAUUCCUGCUUUUAUCACGGCAAGAAACUAAGGUCUUGAAGCGAAGUUGGUCAAAUUUGACCUGGCCUUUUGGCGGAAAGAAAAACGUGACAAGCUGGCGCGGAAUGGCCUAUAAGGUCGAGGUUUUUCGAAAACUCUUCUUUGAGAAACCUAGGAAAUUGUUUCAGCUCACAGAGAGACAUCUGAAUUCGAAUGAGACAUUGGCUCUUUCGAUGUCGUUUUCAUAGUCGAUUCACGGCUAGUCUGAACCCCAAAGAGGCGUGUCCUGUCUGCGCUCUCCACGAGCCAGCCGCUGUCUCGUGCAUUAUCGUGUCAGGACCCUUUUCUUCAUGGCUCAAACCAGCCGUGAAUCAGACAUAACGCUGAUUCCAAAUCUGGUCGCCCAGUACGUCUGAAAAAACUAAAAAACUAUGAAUUCGACUUUUGAGAGUUCAUAACCUUUUUACAGACGUAUUGGGUCAUUUAAGACCAGAUUUUGAAUUCAGUAAAAAAGAAAAAGAAAAAAAAGGCGCUGAGAAAUAUCCCCAGAAUUCACGAUAUAAGCUUAAAAUUUGAUUUUCUUCUAUUUCUGUAAUUCAUUAUAUCAUAAGAAAAAUGAGAAAGGACUUUUUUCACAGAAACCCAAAAACAGUUUCGAACUUUUCCUGUACUGUACUUUUUCGACGGGCUAUUCUCAGUAAUGAGGCUUAGCAGAUAACAAUAUUUUUCGAGUACUCAUAUCUAGGACUACUUGGCACAAAAGUUUGGACUGGAGCUGCAAUUUUUAACUCUCAAACAUUCUUAAGACCAUUUCUUGGUACCAAGUGAUGCGGUUUAAAUUCACAGUAACUCAUUAAUUAUUUUAUGGUUAAUUUAAUGCUUAACGCUCUAUAUGGAAAAUUUCAUGAGAGUGUUCAACUAGCUCGUUCCUUUUCAUUUUUCUAAAUUUCACUGGAAUAAUUAAUAUCAAGCUUGCUAUUGAGGUUGGUUUGCAGGAAUGAUAAUUGAACCCGUUCGCUCUUUUUUAUUGUUCCAAGUCCAAUCUCAGUUGUGCUCCGAGAAAUCUUUGGCUUCUUUUUAAUAGUGAGGCCCUUUGGAGUUAUUAACACUCGAAAAACAGGAAAGGCGGGGCUGCAUUCCGAGUUUAAAUUAGAAAUACUUGGCGGGUUUCACAUGCCAGCUCUACUUUUCCCGCCCUUGCUACAAACUUUAGCUGAGGCAGCUGGAAGCAGCUCCACACUUUUAUUCCCUUUUAUCGGAAACUUUUCUUUCUUGUUUUUCAGGGUUUUCGAGUUCAUUAUUUUAUAUUUUCUUCACAACUGUUUUACAGGCUCAUUGCGAUGUCGAAGAUUGCAACGGUCGCUUUCUUGCUCUCGUUUUCGUAUGCAAUUAUUUCCUCCCAGGCGCAGGUUAGUUGCAUUGUCUAUAUUUAAUAGUGUGAUAAGUGGUCUGGUUGAGUCAACUUUUAGGAAAAUAUUAAAGAUUUUGUAAAAAAAAAAUACAUAGAUGAGAAAAAGAGUGUGAGGAAUAUGAAAUGGUUCGUCGAAGAACUCAGAAAAUAAUCCAGUUGCUCAAGUCGCAGCCGUAAAGGUUCAGCUGCCCGGGCCGCCUGAAAAACAAAUGGAAACUUUUUGCUGAAAAAGCAAAAAACAUUUCUUCGACACUCUGAUUUUCUGGGGGAAAAGAGAAGCUGAAGGUGGUUUUGGGAAGAAAAUAGUGUGUUUUCAGGCGAGUUAUAAUUAAUUGCAGUUGGAGAAUGAUUGCAGGAAGUGGACGAGAUCUAUCCUCUGGCAUCUCCGAAGGCUUUUCAGUCUCUCUACGACGCUUUUCCCACGUCGGUCAAGGUAAUCUGAAGCUUCAUCUGAGAAGAUUUAUGAAGAAAAUCUAUGAUGACUUAGUUAUUUUGCGGAAAGUUCUUUCUUUUCAACAUUGGAGCUGAAUCUCGGUCGUCGUUAGUCGAAAGUUAGAUUUAUCUAUUAAAAUCAAGCAAACAUGCUUGAAAGCUAAUGAAAAUUAAAUUCAAACAUAUUUUGUAGGGAUUAAAUGAAUCUGUUUUCCUUUUCAGAGGACGAUAAACCAAAAGAUUCGCAACCUGAAGGGUCGGCUAAAUGGAAACAGCCAGCAGUUCAAAGAAAUUCUUUUCGGUUGA